This is a messenger RNA of Rosa chinensis, 3413 nucleotides long. RefSeq lists its product as uncharacterized. The record is from RefSeq and is a predicted model, not a curated record. The transcript is spliced from 20 exons. NCBI's taxonomy places the organism in Eukaryota, Viridiplantae, Streptophyta, Magnoliopsida, Rosales, Rosaceae. Bases 480 to 2975 code for a protein of 831 amino acids.
UACGUUGUCCUGACUUCCGUUCAUUUGCACCAAAUCCCACUCUCCCUAUAUUUAGCAACUUUCCAUCUCUCGCUCUCUCUCUCUCUCUCUCUCUCUCUUUACUCUCCCCAUAUCCCAAGCACAUUCCUCUUUCUUUCUCCUGAAACAAUAACCAUCUACAGGUUGGAAAUUGCAUGCAAAUAGUGGAGUGCACGUGACGAGGAGAUGAGUGUUCUGAUUGUUUGAGCAUAUUGAGUGUUGAUGUGAUUCGGGUGUUUUAGGAAUUGAGGAACAAGCACAUUCAAGGAGAAAACCCGAUUCAAAAUAUUUGUGUUAUUUGCAUUUGGGUGUUUUUGUUAGGUGGUAUGUUGUACAAGUUGUGAGACAUGGAAAUUGGUGAAAUUGGGUGAAAGCUAUGCUGGUAAGCUGGGUUCUGGCCACAUGUAAGCAAUGGGGUGAUGAAGUGUAUUCGAUCAUUUGGUGCGUGAGCAUUUACAAAGAUGAGCUUAGUGUUUGAAAUGGAUGCAAAAGAAGAUGCUGAAGGACACGAAGAAGGGGGUUUGUCCCCUAUUCAGGUUAUAUCUGAGGAGGCAUGCACAGUGGCAGGAGAAGCCCCCAAUAACUUGGCCAGUCCGAAUAUGCCGCCAUUGGCACCGGGGAAUGGGCAUAGGCGGACCCAAAGUGAUGUUUUGACCACCAAACACAGGCGCAGUCAUAGCUUUCAGAGAUUGAAAAACCAAAUGCAGAAGGCUUGGAGAUGGGGGACCAAUCAUGAUUCCCGGCUGGCUUUCAAUCCUGAGGUUUUGGCAAACCAAAAACGCCAGUGGUAUCAGCUUCACUCCAAAUCAAAGGGUCAUGUAAAUUAUCAGGAGCCAACUUCACUCUUUGAGCAUUUUAUAAUUGCGGGGCUUCAUCCAGAUACUAAUCUUAAAAAUGCCGAGGCAGCAUUCAUUAAAAGAAAGAGAUGGGAGACGGACAUGAUAAGCUAUGGAAUUACCGACCUUAAAUUACUGCAGCAGAAGGGACCUCCAGCCCCAAUAUUAGAACCUCAGGUACUUUUUAAAUAUCCUCCCGGGAAGAGGCUAGCAAUGCGUUUGAAAGAUUUAGCUUCCUUUUGUUUUCCUGGAGGUGUUAAGGCACGAUUAAUGGAGAAGACUCCAUCACUAAGUGACCUUAAUCAAAUUGUGUAUGGACAGGAGCAUUUAGGCAAAGAUGAUUUAGCAUUUAUCUUUUCACUCAAGGUAGCAGACAAUGCAACACUUUAUGGUAUUUGCCUACAUGUGUUGGAAAUAGUUCAGAGGCCUCCUGCUAUCUUAGGCAUCACAUCACCUCUUCCUCAUUCAUCUGAAGGACUCUUCCGUUUUUUGGUUUCUGCACCUCGGUGCUACUGUCUGUUAUCCAAAUAUCCUUUUUUUGAGUUACAUUACGAGAUGUUGAACAGUAUCAUUCAACAGGAGCGCCUGAGUCGAAUAACACAACUUGCUAAUGGAAUGAGCCUCAAUGACCAUGUCCCUUCAAUGCCCAAAAUAGAUGAUGAAAUGAAUAAUAAUGAGGAGUCCCCUGAGACAGAGUCUUUUGAUGAUUGGAUGAAUUCUGCAAUCCCUGUUGACAGUGCAAUAGCCCGUACAGCUGUUGCUGCAGGAAUUACACCUGAUGAUGAGACUUCAACUUCUUCACUCAAGAUAUGGGAACCACAGUCCCCGGAAAGUGCUUCUGCUAGUGAGGCUCCAGAUUUUAUUCAAGUACGCUAUUUAGAUAAGGAUGAUAGAAAGGAUUCACAAUGUUUUGAUGACUGUGGUUCCUCAGAAACUUCAGAAAGAAUAUAUGGAAGUCACACAAAUGGCCAUACUUCACGCGAGAGUCUUGGGAGUUCUGAAUCUCUAUUUAGAAAUUGUCAUACUUCUCCAGAAGUUGGGACAUCUUUCUCCUCCAGGAAUCGCACAUUGGAGCGUUUUGGGAGUUCUGAAUCUCUAUUCAGUCCAGCUAGAAGCAUGUCAGAGGAUGAUGAUGAUGACCUUUCCUCAACUUGUGAGCAAGAUUUUAGCGAUGACUUGAUAAUGGCAUGGGCUAGGGAGAAUAAAAACGAUUUGCUACAGAUUGUAUGUGGUUUUCAUGCUCUUCCUCUUCCCGAACGAGGAAGUGAGUUAGUUUUCCAACCUCUUGAACAUCUACAGGCAAUCCAGUAUAAUCGACCUCCAAUUGCUGCCCUUGGUUUUGAUGAAAAAAAUUUAGAUUCACCUGAAGAUCCGGGGGUUGAUGCAAAGUUGGCUGCUGCUGAGGAAGCGCUUUCACUAUCACUGUGGACAACUGCUACAAUUUGCCGAGUUCUCUCUGUUGAAAGUAUUUUGGCAUUGGUUGCGGGAGUACUACUGGAAAAGCAAGUGAUAUUAGUAUGCCCUAAUCUGGGUGUUCUAUCAGCUACAGUGUUAUCUCUCAUACCCAUGAUUCGUCCAUUUCAAUGGCAGAGUUUAAUGCUUCCUGUUCUACCAGGGAAAAUGCUGGAUUUUCUUGAUGCCCCAGUUCCCUUCAUUAUUGGGAUAGAACAAGUUCCUGCAGAUCUAAGGAAGAAAACAUCAGAUCCUGUUGUAGUUAACAUGCUCAUGGAUCAGGUGAAACUGCCUCAUCACUUGCCAACAUUACCACGAUAUAGGGAUCUUGCCCUUGAACUCGCGCCAAUCCAUUCUAAACUGUCACUCGAAGGUUCAUUUGCUAAAAAGCAUCCUGUAUAUAGGUGCAACGAAGUGCAGGCUGAAGCUGCAGCCCAGUUUUUGAAAGUCAUGAAGAACUACAUUGAGUCACUUUGUUUAGAGCUAAGGUCUUACACCAUAACAAGUGUACAGUCAAAUAAUGACAGGGUUUCGUUACUUCUCAAAGAUAGCUUCAUUGAUUCCUUUCCUAGUAAGGACCGGUCAUUUAUCAAGUUGUUGGUAGACACACAAAUGUUCACAGUUCUAUCCGACUCUCGUCUGUCAAGCUUAGAGAAUGGCAGCCUUUAAGUUAAAUGCCGACCAUCAUGUCCAAACCUGUUACAACUUAAUGCACCAUUUUAAGAUUCCAAGUUGCAUUUCAACUAGUCAUCUCACGCGUAAUGGUUUUUAUCACUGUCAGCGAUGGCGAUGACAUGUUGGUGGAUCAUGAGGACAAGUGAAAGGGUAAUGGCUUCUGUCCCUGCUGUUCAUAACCUCUCAAGGAAUCCUGUUAACACAAUGAUUUGGAGCCCCACAUUUGCCAUCUGCUAAGAAAUCUUGUGGCAAAUACUCAAUUGCGUUUUGUCAGUCAUAGAUGCAAAUCAAUCCACACCAGUCUAUUUCAUAUUUUCGUCUCAGAAAUCUUGUAAAUGUAAAUAGAAAAAAUAUUGUAUCAAGAAACCUUUGUUCAUAGUAUCAGAGGAAAGAUGCACUUUCUCCUAAGUCACAUAUGUCUUAGCCUCUGAU